ACGUUCUGAUGUUCUAGCAUCAGGUUGACCCAGACUGAACUGCAGUAAUACGUGUUCAGUUUUAAACGUCACCAAAACAUUGAUCAGUUAUCGAUCGGUUCCUCAUCAGAAGAUCCAAACAGCUGAUCGUUGUUCCACAUCAGAGAGACAAAAGAAAAACCGACAGGAACUUCCUGUUCAGACUGAAGGGACAACGAAUCAACCCGAUCAUCGUUCUACACUCAGAGGAUGAACCAUGAUACAUUUUAACCUGCAUUCUAAACAGGUUCCAGUCUGGAGUUCUGAGGUAAACUAUCGGUAACCUCGUUUAGAACCUCUGAUGGGUUCAGAGACCAGCUGAUGGAUAAACUGAUCCACAGUUGCAGCCUGUAACUGUAGUCUCUGUGUCUCCACAGGAUAGACCUCUCCGACCGUCAGAUGAUGAUCGUGGGCGUUUCUGGUGACCGUUGAUCUGACCAGGUGUGUUCGGCAGGUAUUGGUCUGUCCAUGUAACGAUGAGCUCCGCCUUCUCUCCGUCCUACCUGAGCCUGCUGUCUCCCCCUGCUGGUCUCUGUGAGGAACGCGGUGUCUCUCAGCACUCGGACUCGGCGUCGGGUUCCGUCCCCUUCCUGCUGUACCCGCCAGGCGUGGACGGGCUGGGCCUCUACCAGAACCCCCUGCUGCCCUACCUGAGCCCCUUCCACCCCCACGGACCCUUCGGCAUCUACGAGUGUCCAUUUGAGCCGGCCUUCAUCCAGAAGAGGAACGAGCGUGAGCGUCAGCGGGUGAAGUGUGUGAACCAGGGCUAUGCCAAGCUCAGGGACCACCUGCCAGGACGCAGCGCCGACAAGAGGCUCAGCAAGGUGGAGACGCUGAGGGCUGCCAUCAGGUACAUCAAGUACCUGCAGGGGCUGGUAGAGGAGGAGGAGCCCAGCAGCAGGGCCACACCCACAACCUCCUCACCUGCAGAGUGUGGAGGAGAGUCAGAGGGCUGACCGGGUAAAAAUCUACCUGGAGCUACACCUGGACACUACACCUAAACAAAACACCUGCUGACUACUUAUGGGUCCUUGACCAAUCACUUCCUCUCACCUGUGUGAUCAUCUUGAACCUACCUGCUGGUGAUUAAUAGACUGAUUAUCAAUCAGGAAACACAGAGUGUCAGAAUAAAAAACGUAUGUAAUAAAGCAGCUCAGAUUCAGACGUCGCUCAAGUUUCCCGUUAAACUGCCAUCAUCCGAUCAAUAAACCGAUCAAUAAAACCUGUGUGUGUGAUAGAGUGAGCAGACAGAGCCGAUCAGCGA
This is a messenger RNA of Acanthochromis polyacanthus (spiny chromis), 1282 nucleotides long. Its product is annotated as achaete-scute homolog 5-like. Gene Ontology annotation, molecular function: DNA-binding transcription factor activity, RNA polymerase II-specific; protein dimerization activity; RNA polymerase II transcription regulatory region sequence-specific DNA binding. The transcript has a single exon. The record is from RefSeq and is a predicted model, not a curated record. The coding region runs from base 495 to 974 and encodes 159 amino acids. Gene Ontology annotation, biological process: developmental process; regulation of transcription by RNA polymerase II. Lineage: Eukaryota; Metazoa; Chordata; Actinopteri; Pomacentridae.